AUGGCCGCGCCGCUACAGUUCGCUACAUUCUCCUCGGAGAUCGAACUUCCGUUUUAUUCCGCCCUAUUCGCCUCGAAGCUCGACUAUGAUAAGCUCGACGACUCGGCCCGCGGGGUCCUUGGGUUGUACGAACCCCGCCUUGAGGACCCCGACUCGAGUUGUAAGAUGCAGAUUCUGGGUAACGCCCUGACGAACCAGGAUGUUCCUCUGGGAGCCGCGCGAGCUGAAGGAAUUAUAAAAAAUGUCAAUACACUCGAAGGGUUCAAGAAUACAGACAAGUCGGCUAUGAUAAAGCAAGCCGGCAGACAGAUAUGGGAUGCCAUCAAUGACGGUAGCAUAUAUUCGGUACCCUCGCUGCUUUCUUCGUUCGUUAUCCUCUCCUACGCCGACCUUAAAAAAUACAAAUUCACGUAUUGGUUUGCAUUUCCAGCCCUGCAUUCUGAUCCCCAGUGGAGACGCUCUGGGCCAUCAGAGCAUCUGACUGCCGACGAGAGUACGGCCCUCGUCGACCGAGUCGGAACCUGGCGAUAUAGCGUAGACAGGCGAGAGCAUGGAUUCUUCCUGGCUAAGAAGGUGCGGAUCCAAGAGACUGAAGCAGAUGAUACCGAAGGUGGAUAUAAACUCCCUUAUCGCUGGGACGUAGGUUCUUUGAGGGACUUCGAAAAUGGCUUCUUUAACGACACGCCAGAGGAUGAUCGCUAUGUGGCGUUCCUCGACCCCUCUACAUAUCCCGAGGGCCCCGGUUGGCCUCUGAGAAACCUCUUGGUCCUCAUAAGGCAGCGUUUUCGACUGAACAAGGUUAAAAUCUUGUGCUACCGGGACAUUUGGGCGCGCAGACAUGAAGCUAGAAGCGUUAUUCUGCCCAUCGAGACAGAUCCACAGGAAAACAUCGACGGCUCGGAGAUGCCAAAGGUCACAGGAUGGGAAAGAUCCAGAAAUGGUAAACUGCAGGCGCAACAAGCCAACCUCGGGGACUACAUGGACCCUACCCGGCUGGCCGAUUCAUCUGUCGAUCUGAAUCUUAAGCUCAUGAAAUGGAGACUGGCGCCGGACCUGAAUCUUGAACUGAUCAAAAAUACCAAAUGCCUGCUCCUGGGUGCAGGAACCCUUGGCGGCUACGUAUCUCGAAAUUUACUGGGCUGGGGUGUACGGAAGGUUACCUUUGUUGACUAUGGCAAAGUCUCCUACUCAAAUCCAGUCCGGCAGCCACUCUUCGAGUUUGACGACUGUGUCGAUGGAGGCAAGCCCAAGGCCCCGCAAGCUGCUGCCGCGCUCAAGAGAAUAUACCCUGGCGUAGAAAGCGAGGGGCACGCACUCUCGGUCCCCAUGCUUGGCCAUCCGUACACUGACGAGGAAAAGACGAAGAAGGACUUUGACCGACUCGGAGAGCUCAUCCAAGCACAUGACGUCAUCUUCUUGCUCAUGGACACCCGCGAGUCUCGAUGGCUGCCAACUGUCAUGGGCAAAGCUGCAGGGAAAAUAGUUAUGAAUGCCGCCCUUGGGUUUGACUCAUAUGUUGUCAUGAGACACGGCGCUGAGGGUGAAGAGGAGGGUGCGGCUUCCUUAGGGUGCUACUUCUGCAAUGAUGUAGUAGCCCCAGGUGAUUCCAUGAAAGAUCAGACUCUUGACCAGCAGUGCACUGUCACCCGUCCUGGAGUGGCGGCAAUUGCGUCCGCUCUCCUGGUGGAGCUUCUAACGAGUCUCUUGCAGCAUCCACUGGGCAACAAGGCGAAUGCGCCGCAGCCCACUGCCGGGUCGGAGCCUCCGAGAGACCCUCCUGACCAUCCCCUGGGUCUGGUUCCACAUCAAAUCCGGGGUUAUGUGUCGACGUUCCAGAACAUGGUUAUCAGAGGCCAAUCCUAUGAUUGCUGUAGUGCCUGCAGCCCCAAGAUCCUUGACGCCUAUCGCAAGGACGGCUGGGAGUUUGUGAAGCGGGCAUUGCAAGAGAAGGACUAUGUGGCUGAGCUUUCAGGCCUCACCGAACUUCAACGGAGAGCUGAGGAACUGGAUGCGGAUCUUGAUUGGGAUGAAGAGGAUCAGCUUGCUGAUGAUGGGGAAGCCGAGUUGUUAUGA
Molecule: messenger RNA, 2073 nt
Organism: Clonostachys solani
Lineage: Eukaryota; Fungi; Ascomycota; Sordariomycetes; Hypocreales; Bionectriaceae
Source: the annotation of a GenBank genome assembly